Anthonomus grandis grandis is the source of this 1518-nucleotide messenger RNA. It is a transcript of the gene mof, whose product is annotated as histone acetyltransferase KAT8. NCBI's taxonomy places the organism in Eukaryota, Metazoa, Arthropoda, Insecta, Coleoptera, Curculionidae. Bases 39 to 1391 code for a protein of 450 amino acids. The transcript is spliced from 8 exons. The record is from RefSeq and is a predicted model, not a curated record. Gene Ontology annotation, molecular function: histone acetyltransferase activity. Gene Ontology annotation, biological process: regulation of DNA-templated transcription.
AAUGUCAAAAUAGAAAAACAAACAACCAAAAUUUAGAAAUGGCCGAUAAUCCCGAAAAUUCUUCAGAGGAAAUAAUGCGCAAGAAGUCAGAAACCGAGAAUUCCAAAAAUAAUUUGCAGGAUGAAGACAGUGAAAGUACCGAGGAACAACCCCUGGACAUCGGUAUCCACUACCUCGUCCGGAGAAGCGAUAAUUCUUGGUAUCCAGCAGAGAUUAUCCAGUCUAGGUAUAAUGAUGUUGAACGACAGUAUGAGUACUAUGUGCAUUAUGAAGGAUACAACCGAAGGCUGGAUGAAUGGGUUCCCAGAGGACGAAUUAUGUCUUCGAGGUUUAACUUAACUGAUGGUCAAAAGUUGCCAGAUUUGAAAACAUGGAAGGAGGGACCUGUAAUUACUGACCUCUUGUCAGAUAGUUCAGACAGGAAGAUUACAAGGAACCAGAAAAGGAGGCAUGAUGAAAUUAACCAUAUACAGAAAACAUAUGCCGAAAUGGACCCAACAACAGCAGCUUUAGAAAAAGAACACGAACAAAUCACAAAAGUAAAAUACAUAGACAAAAUUCAGAUUGGGAGAUUUGAAAUUGACACUUGGUACUUUAGUCCCUACCCUGAAGAAUAUGGCAGGCAAUCAAAACUUUGGAUCUGUGAAUAUUGUUUGAAAUACAUGAGGCUAGAAAAAAGUUAUAGAUAUCAUAUGAGUGAAUGCACUUGGAGGCAGCCAGUGGGCAAAGAAAUAUAUAGGAAAGGAACUUUAUCAGUCUAUGAAGUAGAUGGAAAGGACCAUAAGGUAUACUGUCAAAAUCUAUGUCUCCUGGCCAAACUAUUUCUAGACCAUAAGACUUUAUAUUUUGAUGUAGAACCUUUUCUAUUCUAUAUUUUAUGUGAAGUGGACAAACAAGGAGCUCACAUUGUUGGUUAUUUUUCAAAGGAAAAAGAAUCUCCAGAUGGCAAUAAUGUUGCCUGCAUUCUUACCCUUCCUCCUUACCAAAGGCAAGGUUAUGGAAAAUUACUUAUAGCAUUUAGUUAUGAACUUUCAAGAUUAGAAGCCACUGUAGGCAGCCCAGAACAGCCUUUGAGUGAUCUUGGAAAGCUUAGCUAUAGAAGUUACUGGAGUUGGGUGCUUUUGGAGAUAUUAAGAGAUUUCCGGGGGACAUUGAGUAUAAAAGACUUAAGUCAAAUGACUAGUAUUACACAAACUGAUAUAAUCUCAACCUUACAAAGCAUGAACAUGGUAAAGUACUGGAAAGGGCAACAUGUGAUUUGUGUGACUCCAAAAUUAGUUGAUGAGCAUAUAAAGUCAAGUCAAUACAAAAGGCCGCGUCUCUGUGUUGAUAGCAAUGCUUUGAGGUGGACGCCCAGGAGGCAUCUCAAUAAUAAGUUGGGAAAGAAGUAGCUGUAGCUAGUAAAGUAUACAAGCCUUUUUUAUUAUAGUUUAAAUUUGUGAUUUUUUUGAUACUGUUGAUUUUAGGUUAGGAUGUUGUAAGAUGUUAUCAUGUAAUAUAUCAUUUAGUAGAUUUAAA